CUGCCGGAGGCAGCGGGGCGCGGCUGGCGGGCGUGGUGAGUUCCGGCCACCACCCGCCGCCUGCAGCUCCCGGCCCAGCCCUGUCGACUCCGAAGAUCCGGCUCCGGCCGGCAUCGCUCGCUGCGGGGCCGCGGACUUUCUCCGCUGGAGCCCUGAUCCUAGGGCGGCGACGUGCAGCGUUGAGUCCCCUCGGCCCGGUGACAGUGACAUCGCCGCCCCCGCCUCGCGACCCCCGCCGCUGUGGUGCAGCAUUGCCCGUGAAGCGCGCCGGCGGAGGUCGUGUCCAGGCCCCGGCAGGCCCGGCCGGAGUGCCGCUGGGCAGCUUGGCAGUUAAGCCGGCUGGUCUUCACGGAGGUGUGAAGUAGGCGUGGAGAAGCACGCGCCUGGCCGGCACUGUGCAACGCACUGAACCUGCUGGAACCACAGCGAGCGAGCGAUCCCCUGCGCCUCCCAGCCCGCCUUCCGCUAACAGUCUCCACUCACAUCGUGGAUUUGAAAGACCAGACUGCUGCAUUCUGGAGAUCAUGGUAACAGUACAGGAAACGUGCUUAAUUUCUGCAAGUGGUCAUGACUGUUGAAGACAGACAUUUUUUUAGCUACAGCAAAAUUAAUUUUGGUCCCUUUUAUGGAAAUCCUGAUUUUGUUUCUGAGUCUUGAUAGCUCUUUGCUAAAGUUAUGAACAAGCAAAGAGCUUAUCUGGUUAGGCAAAUGCCCCUUGCUGAGAAUGUCUAGAAGAGGCUCCUCUCUUCCCGCCCGUGCCCACUGGCUGCUCCUAGGUCUGGCUCUGCUCUGCAGCUUGGUGCUGUUUCUGUACCUUCUGGAAUGUGCCCCCCAGACUGAUGGAAAUGCAUCUCUUCCUGGGGUUGUUGGGGAAAGUUAUGGUAAAGAGUAUUAUCAAGCCCUCUUACAGGAGCAGGAAGAACAUUAUCAAACCAGGGCAGCCAGUCUGAAACGCCAGAUUGCCCAAUUAAAGCAAGAAUUACAAGAAAUGAGUGAGAAGAUGAGGUCACUGCAGGAGAGAAGGAACAUAGGGGCUAACGGCAUAGGCUACCACAGCAACGGCGAGCAAGCCCCUGGUGACCUGUUAGAGUUCCUUCACUCCCAGAUCGACAAGGCCGAAGUCAGUGUAGGAGCCAAACUGCCCAGUGAGUACGGGGUUGUCCCCUUCGAGAGCUUUACCUUAAUGAAAGUUUUUCAGUUGGAAAUGGGUCUCACCCGCCAUCCUGAAGAAAAGCCUGUUAGAAAAGACAAACGAGAUGAAUUGGUAGAAGUCAUUGAAGCUGGAUUGGAAGUCCUUAAUAAUCCUGAUGAAGAGGAUGAACAGGAAGAUGAGGAGGGUCCCCUUGGAGAGAAACUGAUAUUUAAUGAAAAUGACUUCAUAGAAGGUUACUAUCGCACAGAGAGAGAUAAGGGCACACAGUACGAGCUCUUUUUCAAGAAAGCAGACCUGAUGGAGUACAGACACGUGACUCUCUUCCGCCCUUUUGGGCCUCUCAUGAAGGUGAAGAGUGAUGUGGUUGACAUCAGCAGAGCCAUCAUCAACAUCAUUGUGCCCCUUGCCCAAAGAACGGAAGCGUUCACACAGUUCAUGCAGAACUUCAGGGAUGUUUGUAUUCAUCAGGACAAGAGGAUCCAUCUCACGGUGGUGUACUUUGGUAAAGAAGGACUGUCUGAAGUCAAAUCUAUCCUAGAAUCUGUCACAAGUGAGUCUAAUUUUCACAAUUACACCUUGGUCUCAUUGAAUGAAGAAUUUAAUCGUGGACGAGGACUAAAUGUGGGUGCCCGAGCUUGGGACAAGGGAGAGGUCUUGAUGUUUUUCUGUGAUGUUGAUAUAUAUUUCUCAGCCGAAUUCCUUAACAGCUGCCGGUUAAACGCUGAGCCAGGUAGAAAGGUGUUUUACCCUGUGGUGUUCAGCCUUUACAACCCUGCCAUUGUUUAUGCCAACCAGGAUACCCCACCCCCCGUGGAGCAGCAGCUGGUUCAUAAAAAGGAUUCUGGUUUUUGGCGAGAUUUUGGCUUUGGAAUGACUUGUCAGUAUCAGUCAGACUUCCUGACUAUUGGUGGGUUUGACAUGGAAGUGAAAGGCUGGGGUGGAGAAGAUGUCCACCUGUAUCGGAAGUACUUACACAGCGACCUGAUUGUGGUGCGGACCCCACUCCCUGGUCUUUUCCACCUCUGGCACGAGAAGCACUGUGCAGAUGAGCUGACGCCAGAGCAGUACCGCAUGUGCAUCCAGUCCAAGGCCAUGAGCGAAGCCUCGCAUUCCCACCUGGGCAUGAUGGUCUUCCGGGAGGAGAUUGAGAUGCACCUCCACAAGCAGGCCUACCGGACGCACAGCGAGGCCGCGGGGUAGCACUCGAAGCGUGCUGCGCGCAGUCUGACUAUAAGCCAGCAGUAUUCGUUCAGCCUUACUUCCUCUUCCAGGCGCCAUGCCUGUCCUGGAGAAGACACAUUUCUUGUGUGCGUUCUGAUGUUUUUGCAAUUCACAGUUACAAGAAGAAAAAAUGAGUGCUUCAGUGCAAAGCCUGCUUUGUGAUGUACUGCUCUGUAGAGUGGUCAACGAAAGGAAAUCAGUGUUUGCCCCAGAAGUAGCUUGGGAUUCAUUUCUACCUGGGGCCUGUGUUGUGAAGGCAGGAUUAUGCGGUGCAGUUGCACCAAGAUGAGGUGGUGAGCUGUGCGGCUGACCUGUAGGACAGCAGCUUCCUGUGGGGUGCAGACCCGCUGCUCCACCUGCCAACCAGCACGUCAGUCAGCCUGCUCCCUCUUUAAAUGAGAGCUUUGCUUGACAGCAUGAAGAAGCAGUGGGUAAUGAAAUGCUGCAUCUGAAAUCCCACCUGGUCGACAGAAGGUAGAAGUAAAGCCCCAUAACCUACUGUUCCUUAGCCUCUAGAGGUCCGUCCCUAAGCAAAUGGGUAAAAGUGCAAAACAGGUUAGAAUAUAAAGUAUAUCACCAUGUCCUGGAUUAGUAGUCAGAGUUGCUGUCAGCUGCUUUGAAUGAAAGUAGUACAUGGAAACAUGUUUAACAGAACACUUGGUACACUGGCGUGCAGGCUACCCGCUGUGUCCCAGGCGGAAGUUUCCAUGAGCCAGACACAUGGGCCUCCUGAGAAGGCGCAGACUGGACCCGAGAGUUUGGUUUCUGCUUUGCCUUUCCUCAUUUAGCAUGGAUUCAUUUAUAUUUAUUAUCCUUCAUUUUCUAAUACGCUAAUAUUUGCUACAUCUGUAUUUGCAUUACUAUAAUACUUUGAGUGGAAAGAGCAUUUCACUAAAGGAGAAGAAGAGGUGCAAGAUCAGUCUGAUGUGAGAGCAAGGAUGGCAACCUAACAGACGUGAGAAUGGCUGUGGCUUUAGAGAAAUAUGUCACUUGCAAACAAGAUGUUUUAAUUCAAGUGUUACAUCAGUGAGACAGGAUGAGUAAGAAGUUACAGUCAGACAGGACUGUACUGCAUUAUUUAUUACACAUGGCCCUUUUACCAUUGGGGCAGUUGCUAUAUCCAGAAACUGGGAGAAAAGGUGAAGGGCAUGCAUAAGCUUGUAACCUUUGCCUUUUUAAAGGGCCCUGAUAUUUGUAUAUAAACCCCCAAAAUUCACAGAAGUAUUGAUGAUAUGAUUUACUGUUUUUGCUCAGUAAGUCAUAUCGUUUGAACUGUUACAAAUUCCAAAUUUCUAGGUGCUACACAAAUCCAAUUUUACAAUAACUAAUUGUUCUUAGAAAUUUUAAGUUGGGAGAAUGUUUCUUAAGUUACAUAAAAGAUAUCUCCAAAGUAAUGCAGGCCAUUGUCUCCUUUUGUAUGCAGCUAUUUAUUAUGAAGACCAGUGAAUUAUGGUAUUAAAAUGAGAGAAUUAAAUUAUUGGCAAAAGUAAAUUGCCAUUUGCCUUUGUGGAAUAAUCAAGCGAUUUUCUUUUUUUUUAACUCCCGUUUUUUAAAACUAGCUUAUAACUUAAAGAUGGAAACAGCACUGGAACUGUCGCUGUGUUUUUGACAUUAAAUGGUACUAAUAAAGUAUUUUAUUACCAAAAGUUAAAUAAAAACCAUGGUAAAUUAAUUACUAUAAAAUCUCAUAAAUACAAAAUAUGCAUAAUAUGCCAUUAUGUACUUCAAGAAUAAUAAAGCAAACACCAGCGCACCACCACCCAGGUGAAGACACAGGCUCUGGGCACCCUUUGGUACCACAUGCCUCGCCCUCUCCACAAUAUUUGACUCGUGUGAUGUUUCCACUUGCUCUUUGUAUUUUUCCCAACUACAUAUGUGUCUCUGCCCAAUAUACUGUUUAAUUUUGAUGUUUUUGAAUUUUCAUAUAUAUAUAUUAUAUAUAUAUAAUUUCAUUAUAUGUUCUCUUGUACUCAGUAUUAAGUUUUAGGGGUUCACCCAUUGUUAAUCUUGAAAUUAGUUCAUUAGUUCAUUAGUUUGUUACUAUGAGUUCAAUAGUAUUCUAUUUUUUUUUUAAUUUUAAAGAGUAAAAGAAGGAUAACAGUAAUAAGAGGGCUUACCAAAUUACAGACAAAGUGGUGGGAAAUUAUCAAUGGUUGUUGUUUUACAUAUUAUCAUCUACAAGAUAGCUUCUCAGAAUAGUAUUCUAUUACUAAUAUACGGUGAUACUUUAAAAUUCUA
This is a messenger RNA of Chinchilla lanigera (long-tailed chinchilla), 4612 nucleotides long. It is a transcript of the gene Csgalnact2, whose product is annotated as chondroitin sulfate N-acetylgalactosaminyltransferase 2. Gene Ontology annotation, molecular function: glucuronosyl-N-acetylgalactosaminyl-proteoglycan 4-beta-N-acetylgalactosaminyltransferase activity. The coding region runs from base 725 to 2353 and encodes 542 amino acids. The record is from RefSeq and is a predicted model, not a curated record. Gene Ontology annotation, cellular component: Golgi cisterna membrane. The transcript has 8 exons. NCBI's taxonomy places the organism in Eukaryota, Metazoa, Chordata, Mammalia, Rodentia, Chinchillidae.